Molecule: messenger RNA, 595 nt
Organism: Capra hircus (goat)
Lineage: Eukaryota; Metazoa; Chordata; Mammalia; Artiodactyla; Bovidae
Gene: TOMM20L
Product: translocase of outer mitochondrial membrane 20 like
Exons: 5
Coding region: 27-476 (149 amino acids)
Biological process (GO): protein targeting; tRNA import into mitochondrion; protein import into mitochondrial matrix
Cellular component (GO): mitochondrial outer membrane translocase complex; mitochondrial outer membrane
Molecular function (GO): transmembrane protein transporter activity
Source: RefSeq, a predicted model, not a curated record
UCGGUUCGUGGGACGCCCGCGGCCGGAUGCCCUGCGUCCGCACGGUCCUCUGCCUCCUGGCGGCCUGUGGCGCCAUCGCCUUCCUUGGCUACUGCAUCUACUUCGACCGGAGCCGGCGUGGCGACCCCGCGUUCAAGCGCCGCCUGCGGGAGAAAAGAAGAGCCCAGCAGCGAAAGGCUGAGGGACGGGGCGCCCAGUUGUGGGAUCCAGCAAAAAAUGAAAAAUUACAAGAAUUUUUUCUGCAAGAGGUACGAAUGGGAGAACUUUGCUUAUCCAGAGGAGAGGAUCGAAUGGGGGUUGAACAUCUCAGCAAUGCCCUUUUGGUGUGUGGGCAACCACAGGAACUUCUGAAAGUUUUCAAACACACAUUUCCUCCCAAGGUAUUUGAGAUGCUAUUGCACAAAAUUCCCCUUAUUUGCCAGCAAUUUGAGGCAGACAUGAAUGAACAGGAAUACUUGGAGGAUGAUCGUGACUGAAAAACACUUCAACGUAUCCACAGUCCAGUCAGAAUGCUAUGGAAUUAUAUAGUAUAAACAACUGCUCAGUGAUAUUUCCAUUUAUUUUACUUAUAGUAAUAAAGUUUUUUCUAUCUCAU